Molecule: messenger RNA, 6160 nt
Organism: Larimichthys crocea (large yellow croaker)
Lineage: Eukaryota; Metazoa; Chordata; Actinopteri; Sciaenidae
Product: neuroligin-4, X-linked-like
Exons: 9
Coding region: 859-3483 (874 amino acids)
Cellular component (GO): membrane
Molecular function (GO): neurexin family protein binding
Source: RefSeq, a predicted model, not a curated record
UGAUCAUUUGAACGUCCUGGGCCUGCGUUCCUUGGAGAAAAAAAAUUCUACUACAUCCUAAAACGUCUUUUUUCUUUUCGUUUCCACCUCUCUCGGACUUGAGGGUUGUUGUUGUUUUUUUUCUUCUUUCUUUCUUUUUUUUUGGGUUAUCCUCACCCAGGAGACGUGCCAACGCCACCACCACCACCACCACCAGCAGCAGCAGCAGCAGCAGCAGCAGCAGAGGAAUAUCUCCCAAUAUCCCAUCCUGGGCACGUCGGAUAAGCUGCAGCAGCGAAAACACGAGGCGAAUAUUGCGGUGGACGGGAACGGGAACAUGGUCCGUGGGAUUUCACACCACUCACCCAGGCUGGAAGGCAGUUUGGACUUGUUAUGGGGGUGACCGGAAGGAGAGAGAGUGACAGAGGAACAGUGAUGCUACUGUUUACAUAACGAGAGACUCUCUCACACACACACACACACACACACACACACACACACACACAUGCACACACAUAUACAUGCACACAUGCUCGAAUUGCCAGUCCAGGACAUACACACUCGCUUAAACACUUUCACACAUACAUACACGCACAGACACGUAUUCAAGGGACUCUCGGACUGAGUCACUACCCACUCUGAGUCACUAGCCACUCAGAUUCACAUACUCGCACACAAGACCAAUCACACACACACAUAUACAGAAGAGGAAAAGACUGUGUGUUGUGCGUGCUAUGGGCCGAGCUGAGCAGCAGCUGUGUGUGUGUGUUAGAUACCUCUGAAGAGUCAUCACAGCUGUAACCCUCGCCCUCCUUCAGUCCCUUCCGCCUCUCAUCCCAUCCCUCCCCAUCAUCUCCCAGCUCCCCUAAACACACCAUCAUGUCCCAGCUGAGGACCAGGAGAACCCCCUCAUCUCCUCUCCCAUCCUUUUCCUCCCUGCACGGGUUUCUAUACCUCCUCCUGUCCCUCUGCCUCUCCCUUUCACUCUAUCCGGCCUCCUCAUCUGCGCAGCAGACUGUGCCUGUCAUCUCCACGGCGCAGGGCCGUAUCCGUGGUAUCCUGACCCCGCUGCCCUCUGACCUCCUUGGGCCCGUCAUCCAGUACCUGGGAGUACCAUACGCAAGACCUCCCACGGGUGACAGGCGCUUCCAGGCACCCGAGCCUCCUUUACCCUGGCCAGGAAUACGAAAUGUGACACAGUUUGCUCCCGUGUGCCCGCAGUCACUGGAUGAAAGGAGCAUGCUGGGAGAUAUGAUGCCGUCCUGGCUUACGGCUAACUUGGAUAUAGCGGCGACGUACCUCACUCACCAGAGUGAGGAUUGUCUCUACCUCAAUAUCUACGUGCCCACUGAGGAAGACAUCCAUGAGGAAGGGGGUCCACGGCCAGUGAUGGUCUACGUCCACGGGGGCUCCUACACUGAAGGCACCGGUAACAUGAUGGAUGGCAGUGUUCUCGCGAGCUACGGCAACGUCAUUGUCAUAACCCUCAACUAUCGCCUAGGAGUACUGGGAUUUCUUAGCACAGGUGACCAGGCAGCUAAAGGGAACUACGGCUUGCUGGAUCAGAUCCAGGCUCUGCGCUGGGUUAAGGAGAAUAUUGCAGCCUUCGGUGGAGACCCACACAGGGUCACAGUAUUUGGAUCUGGAGCUGGAGCCUCCUGUGUUAGCCUGCUCACCUUGUCUCACUACUCAGAGGACCUCUUCCACAGAGCCAUUAUCCAGAGCGGCAGCGCUUUAGCCAGUUGGGCUGUCAACUACCAGCCCAGCAAGUACGCCCGGCAGCUUGGUGAGAGAGUGGGUUGCGGCAUUGAUGACAGCACCCAACUGGUCGCCUGCCUUCAGGGUCGGAGUUACCGCGAACUUGUGGAGCAGAACAUAACGCCGGCCAAAUAUCACACGGCUUUUGCCCCGGUGAUUGAUGGUGAUGUUAUCCCAGAUGACCCCCAGAUUCUGAUGGAGCAGGGAGAGUUUCUGAACUACGACGUGAUGCUGGGGGUUAAUCAGGGUGAGGGCGUGAAGUUUGUGGAGGGCAUUGUGGACUCGGAGGAUGGUGUCACGGCUGAGGACUUUGACUUUGCUGUGUCAGACUUUGUGGAUAGUUUGUAUGGAUACCCAGAAGGCCGAGAUACCCUGAGAGAGAGCAUAAGGUUCAUGUACACGGACUGGGCGGACCGUGACAACGCAGAAACCCGACGGAAGACUCUGGUUGCGCUAUUCACAGACCACCAAUGGGUUGCGCCAGCGAUUGCCACAGCUGACCUCCACGCUCAGUAUGGCUCCCCAACCUACUUCUAUUCCUUUUACCACCACUGCCAGAGUGAUGCCACACCGCCCUGGGCUGACUCUGCCCAUGGUGAUGAGGUGCCCUACGUGUUUGGCGUGCCCAUGGUGGGACCCACUGAUCUGUUCAACUGUAACUUCUCCAAAAACGACGUGAUGCUGAGCGCUGUAGUCAUGACUUACUGGACCAACUUUGCCAAGACUGGAGACCCAAACCAGCCAGUUCCUCAAGAUACCAAGUUCAUCCACACUAAACCUAACCGUUUCGAGGAGGUGGCCUGGUCUAAGUACACCCCUAAAGAGCAGCUGUACCUCCACAUUGGCUUGAAGCCCCGUGUCAGAGACCACUACCGUGCCACCAAGAUCUCCUUCUGGCUCCAGCUGGUCCCUCACUUACAUCAUGUCAAUGAACUCCUUCAAUCCGUAUCCUCCUUCACACAUAGUCCCUCUCCGCAGGACGACACUCCUUAUUCUUACACUAAGCGUCUAGCCAAAGGUUGGCCGCCUAGUAGUACACGUCAUCCAGGUUCACAAGGAGGUACUCCACAACCGCCAGAGUCUGCUUUAGGCCAAGGUGGAGGGGAAAACGGGGUUCGCGUCCCCAAUGAGGACUACUCAACCGAACUCUCAGUGACGAUUGCUGUGGGAGCGUCACUGUUGUUUCUCAACAUCCUGGCGUUUGCGGCUCUGCUGUACAAGAAAGACAAGAGGCGACUGGAGCACCGUCGGCCACGUCCACUUCCUCCUCCGAGACGAGACAUCACACCUGCGGAUGUUGCUGCCCACCUGCAGGGGGAGGGACUGAUGUCAUUACAGGUGAAGCAGCUGGAGUGUGAUGCAGCAUCAGCAGAUGAAAGGAACAACGCUCACCACCAUCACACUCUGGAUACGCUGGACGCCCUGGACGGUUUGGACACCCAGGACAUCUACAGCACACUGGACACCGUGCGCCUCACCUGCCCGCCCGACUACACCCUCACCUUGCGCCGCUCACCUGACGACGUCCCCCUCAUGACCUCUCUGACCCCAGGGUCGCUGCCUGUGACCCCUGGGUCACACCCUGUUACCCCAGCGACGCCGAUGACCCCAAUGACGCCCGGAUCAGUGGUGGGGAUGAGGAUGGGGCAUCCGCACCAGGGAUACACACACCAUAGCCCAUAUAGUAACACACACUUGCCACACACACACAUCUCAACGCACACACACUCCACCACACGUGUAUAACCGCAGCAAGAUACUUGCACAUACAGGGACAUAAUUACAACACACCCACUCACACACACACACACACACACACAUUCACUAACACAAAACACACACACACACACACACACAAUACAAAAGACUUAAAUACCUCUACUAAUUACCCUGCAGGAUUGUUACAGAUGGAGUGACAGAAAGACAUUUUCAGUAACAGGAUGAAAAGACAGACAGCUGUGUGUUGCAUGUCGGGGAACUGAAGACAAACUGGAUCCCGGGAGAUGCAGUUCUAUGCAUCAUUCACUCAUAACCUGGAAGAAGACGAGCCAAGACAUCCAUCAAACGUCUAAAAAAAACCUGCUUUGGAUAUUAAAUCUUCUGCUAUUUCUACAACUGAGGAGGAAGAAGAGGAAUGCUGUGGCAAAAUGGUCAGUUAUGGAUCAGUUUACAUCUCCUACUGUACCUGUGCUGCACGGUGAAGCAGUGCUGGGACUGAGCAGAGCAGGUGUAGAUGCAGAACUGAAGUACCACACACAGACUGCUGAUGUCAACUUGAACAACCUGUGAAAUGUGAAUGUAGCAAUUUUUUUUCCAUUAAAAGAUCAAAGGCCCUAUCUGCCAAGGAUCAAACUAAGCUGAGGAGAAAAUAACAAAUUUCAGCGAGAGAUGGAUGUAAAAACAGACAGACGGGAAGAGGGAGAUUAAAAAAACAAAACAACAACAAAAAAAAACAUUAGCUGAAGGAAAAGUUAGUCGGAUGGUGGGAAAGAGAUUAAGAUUUUACUGAGAGGGAUUUAACAGCUGCGAGACUGAGAAAGACGAAUUGAGAUAGAGUGAUAUGGAAAACACAGGAAUGGAAAGUGUGCCAAGAGAGAGAAAUCAGCUUCAGAAGAAGAAAGGGGCCUCUGAAGUGUUGUCAGACUUACUGAAGAAUCACUCUAACCAGCUAUGUGUUAAACUCUUGUAAAUAGAAUGGAAAGAUACAGAUGAUAUAUUAUGAUUUAUAGCAUUUACCUGCUCUUGCAUUAAAACAUGACUUAUUUAACCACAUUAUUGCUUUCAUUUCAGAUAUUACUAUAUUAUUGUAUAGAUGUCCUGAAGCAAGGCUGGUUGUCUUUUUAUCUCACCCACUGUAGUAUGUACACAGUACCUUAAUUUAAAGGCUAUAUUUGCUAUGCACAGUCAUUUCAAUAAUUCUUAACUAUGUAAACAUCUAGAUACUUGUUUAGUAGUUGAAGUAUAGAACAUUUUUCACACCAUCCUGUCUAUUUGUUUGACCAUCGAAUGAUAAACUAGUACUGUGUAGAUAAUGCAAUAUCGGUUUGAUGAUGGAGCACCAGCCAAAAACCAUGACCCUUAACCCUUUUAUCCUAGCCCCUUCCCUAUUCUCCUUUAUCCCUUAAACUCUUCUUAAAGACCUUACCCUUUAAUUUAACCCGACAUCUAUUCAUGUCUCUGCAGAGAGGUGGUGAUGAUUCAGGGGGUCCCCAAUCACAGUGUGUCACAAAAAGUCAAGAAUGCUUUUUCUGCAUUCGUCUGACCUUUAUGUUUCGCACCUUACCAGGGGCCCCAGUAUUUAAAAGCCCCUUGCUUGAACUACCUAAUGCUGACUGAAACCUUGUCCCUCUCAAAGGCACUGAUCGGAAGAAUAAAGCCAAGUUCUAUUUUAUCGAUAAUAUAAUUUCCCUUUCUCUAAAUCUAAGAUUUGUUGAAGCUUAAAAGCGUUCCAAAGUGUAGAAAAAUGUCGAUCUCAAGCCUGGAGUUUGGUUUCCAACUUGCUGCCAUGUUGUCAAUUGUUUGGAGCCCAAUUUGAUUUAUUAGGUGGAGCUUUGGGUGGAGCUGAGGAAGGAUGAUCACAUCAUUUUGUGCGAAAGUUUGGCUUGACAUUGAUGGCAAACACACCUCCAAGCAUACCGCCUUUCAAGCCUUAAUAUCUUGAUAAUGGAGCAAUAUUUUUUCAAAUUACCACCCUGGCGUGCUUUUGAUGAUCUGAAAUUAAUGAUUAAAACCAACAUGUUGCGGAAAUACUUGACUGACUUUAUUUCAGAGAGAAGUUGUAGGUUUUCCUGCUGACUUCACAGUAAAUGCUCGAGGGCGGUAGUGGUUACUGCUAUGUGUCAUAAUGAUAAUAAGAUUCGCAGCAUUCGUAAAAUCGAUUCCAGCCAUUUCAUAUUGACAAAUCAUAUGGCAGAGAUGUGGUACUGUCAUGGUUGCCACUAAAAAAUGACAAAUGGUCUAUCAGGUUGUAAAGACCCUAUGUACCAAUGAAACAUCCAACCCCAAACUCCCAUAACUUGAUCCUAACCAGUAACUCAACCAAAGGCCCUAUCCCUGAUUUUGUAACUUUCAUGUUUUAUUCUCUUUUCCUGCUCCUUUCCUUACCCAAACCUGUCCCAUCCACCCCCCUGCCCUUACCCUAUUCCCAGCCUCAUCUGUGCGACUACAUGCAGCUUUGUCACAGUGAGGCCUAUUUAACCUCCUCUCAUCCUAGGUAACUUCUUCAUGAGAAAUUUUAGUUAAUUGUCGACAUACAAUACAAGAAAAAUGAAAGCCGAAGACAUUUGUGGAUGGCAAGCAAAGAACUUUUACAAAAAUGAUAUAAAAAAAUAACAUUUAACGGAUGUGUUUGAUUGACUGAAUAUUUUUUUCAUAUGGGUUUAUUGACUCAGCGGAUGGCUGGAUUGUGUCAAGCAUAAAACAU